UAUAUAUGCACACACUGCCCUCGCCGCUAAGUAAUCCAAAACUCCUAAAGCCCGCAACCGCAAUACAGAAGUUUAUAAACAAAGCCCGGUUUUUUUUUCUUGAAUCUCUUACUUAACUGAUAAUAUCGGAACCUGUUGUGACGAUGUGGGGUCAGCCUUACCGGAAAAAUGACGUGGAAGUCGGCGCCAGGCCGCUGUAUCCGAUGAUGCUGGAGAGCCCAGAACUUCGGUGGUCGUUUAUUCGGAAAAUAUACACAAUUGUCAGUAUCCAGUUGCUUCUCACAAUUGCUGUUGCUGCUGUCGUUGUAACCGUUCACCCGAUAGCGCAUUUCUUUGCGACUACUGGUGCUGGUUUGGCGCUUUACAUUGUUCUGAUCAUCACCCCAUUCAUUGUUUUGUGCCCUUUGUAUUAUUAUUACCAGAGGCAUCCUGUGAACUAUUUUCUGCUUGGGGUUUUCACUCUGGCGCUUGCAUUUGCGGUGGGGUUGACAUGUGCGUACACCAGUGGAAAAGUUAUUCUGGAGUCUGUUAUCUUGACUGCUGUGGUGGUUGUCAGUCUCACUCUAUACACAUUCUGGGCUGCAAAGAGAGGCCACGAUUUCAAUUUCCUCGGGCCUUUCCUGUUUGGCGCUGUUGUUGUUCUUAUGCUGUUUGCGCUGAUUCAGAUCUUAUUCCCUCUGGGGAGGAUAAGCGUGAUGAUUUACGGCUGCUUGGCAUCAAUAAUCUUCUGUGGCUACAUCAUCUACGACACUGAUAAUCUGAUCAAGCGGUAUACAUAUGACGAGUACAUUUGGGCUGCAGUAGCACUGUACCUAGAUGUCAUCAACCUCUUCCUGUCUUUGUUGACGGUUUUCAGAGCUGCUGAGAAUUAGAUAGCUAAAGAGUUGUAAUUUUCUUCUCAUUUGAUCAAUAUACGGCAUGUAAAUGAUGGGUCCUCCUUCUGUGGAUUGCUUUUUCAGUAACCAGUGGAAUAUUAUGUUCUUUAAGCCAACUACGUUAUGAAAUGAAUUUUUUUGCUUAA
Messenger RNA from Sesamum indicum (sesame), 1021 nucleotides. RefSeq names its product protein LIFEGUARD 2. Gene Ontology annotation, cellular component: membrane. The record is from RefSeq and is a predicted model, not a curated record. NCBI's taxonomy places the organism in Eukaryota, Viridiplantae, Streptophyta, Magnoliopsida, Lamiales, Pedaliaceae.